This is a messenger RNA of Phragmites australis (common reed), 1460 nucleotides long. RefSeq names its product nudix hydrolase 2-like. The record is from RefSeq and is a predicted model, not a curated record. The transcript is spliced from 9 exons. Lineage: Eukaryota; Viridiplantae; Streptophyta; Magnoliopsida; Poales; Poaceae. Gene Ontology annotation, molecular function: NAD binding; NADH pyrophosphatase activity; ADP-ribose diphosphatase activity. Bases 119 to 1246 code for a protein of 375 amino acids.
UGCACGCGCCAAGCCGUACGCCGAGGUACCAAACCACGCCCGCCCGCCCGCUCAGGCAAGCAUCCUUCGGCGGCCACCUCCUCCGCGAAUAAAACGGGAGUGGGAUGCGCUGAACCGGAUGGCCGCCCAGUCGCUCUCCUCGCUCUCGCUCCCCAUCACGCGCUCGCGUGGGCCGCUCGCGCUCUCGCUCCGCCGCCUCCUCCUCCCCGAUCGCCGCCCGGCCGGCCCCGCGGCCCCCCCUGCGUUCCGAGGCCUCUGCGCCUCCCGGACGCCGGCUCGCCCCCGCGGCGCGCUCCUCGGAGCCGGAGUAGGUGCAGGGAGAAGACAAAGAGUUGGACUAGGCCGCAGAGCCAUGUCAAGUUCCACAAGUUCAACAGUGGCGUCGGAGUUGUCAGUGGCUGAGAGGAGUGGGAAUGUUGAGCCACUACCUUUUGUGAAUGACAAACAUGGGGGCGUCAUUGUUGAGAUGACGACUCCAAUGGAUCCUCAAGUGUUUUCAGCUUCCUUGAAAGCAUUUUUGGCGAAAUGGAGGGAACAGGGAAUAAGAGGCGUCUGGGUAAAAUUGCCUAUCAGCCUUGCCAACCUUAUUCAACCAGCAGUAGAGGAAGGAUUCUGGUACCAUCAUGCAGAGGAAACAUACUUAAUGCUUGCAUACUGGCUUCCAAAUACAACUCACACAUUACCUGUCAAUGCUACUCACCGCGUGGGGGUCGGAGCAUUUGUAAUGAAUGACAAAAGAGAGGUAUUGGCUGUCCAAGAAAAGAGUGGUGUACUUCGAGGCCUAGGUGUAUGGAAAUUUCCAACUGGAGUAGUUGAACCAGGAGAAGAUAUAAAUAUUGGAGCUGUAAGAGAAGUAAAAGAAGAGACGGGGAUCGAUGCAGAAUUUGUUGAAGUGCUGGCCUUCAGGCAGAGCCACAAAGCUUUUUUUGAUAAAUCGGAUCUAUUUUUUGUAUGCCUGUUACGACCUCUUUCAUUUGACAUUACUAAGCAAGACUCAGAAAUAGAGGCAUGCCAGUGGAUGCCAGUAGAGGAAUUUGCAGCACAACCAUUUGUCCAGAAACAUGAGCUCGUGAAGUACAUUCUUGAGGUCGGUUUGGCUAAGGUCGACAAGGAAUAUGCAGGAUUCUCGCCAAUCCUCAUAAAAUCGGCAUUCACAGACAGAAAGUCCUUCUUUUACUUGAACCGGAGGGACCUGGAUAGGGGGCCUCAUGAUCCAGUAGUCUGUAAUACGCAACAAGAUAGUUGAAUUUUCACUUGAUAUGUGAAAAGGGUUGAAGCGUUCAUACUGGAUUAUUUCGUUCACCAAUUGGUAGCUGGGCGCCUGAUUUUGACCGUAUGUUGUCUCCCACACUUGUAUGAUUCAAAGGAGAUAGAGCAAUGCAGAAGUACAGCUGAAACUGUUGUACUUAUGAAUUUGUAUUGGCACGCUUACAAAUAAUGCAUACAUAGUUUGAACUGGA